CUCGGCUGUUUUCUGAUUGGUCCACUAAACAUCACUUCCGGAAGCAGAGCCCCGCAUGUUAAAGUCGAGAUCUUUCGGAGCCGGCUGGUGUAUCACGGCAUCCUAACAAUAUUCAGGUCCACUAUGUUUAACGAAGGCCUCAUUUCAGUGGAUUAUGAAAUUUUUGGCAGAGUGCAAGGUGUAUUUUUUCGGAAAUACACUCAAGCAGAAGGGAAGAAGCUUGGUCUGGUAGGAUGGGUCCAAAACACAAGCGCAGGAACUGUUCAGGGCCAGCUACAAGGCCCAUGCAGCAAGGUGAAGGAAAUGAAAGAAUGGCUGAAAUCCACGGGGAGCCCCAAGUCACACAUAACCAAGGCAGAGUUCAACAACGAGAAGACAGUCGAUCGACUAGAACAUUCAUCUUUUAACAUAGUAGAAUAAGAAAACCUACAGAUUCAGACUGUAACAAUAACUUUGACAGAUGUUUUAUUUAGUCUUUUUUGUAUUAGUUAUAAUGUGGUUCAUGUAAUCUAUUAAAAAAAUGUGUCCAUGUUAUGUCUCCUUAACUUAUAAAAUAUACGGAAUUACAUUGAAUAAAUGGAAAAUUCCUUCAAACUCCU
Molecule: messenger RNA, 599 nt
Organism: Trematomus bernacchii (emerald rockcod)
Lineage: Eukaryota; Metazoa; Chordata; Actinopteri; Perciformes; Nototheniidae
Gene: acyp1
Product: acylphosphatase 1, erythrocyte (common) type
Exons: 3
Coding region: 124-420 (98 amino acids)
Molecular function (GO): acylphosphatase activity
Source: RefSeq, a predicted model, not a curated record